Molecule: messenger RNA, 2445 nt
Organism: Metarhizium brunneum ARSEF 3297
Lineage: Eukaryota; Fungi; Ascomycota; Sordariomycetes; Hypocreales; Clavicipitaceae
Biological process (GO): oligosaccharide metabolic process; protein N-linked glycosylation
Cellular component (GO): endoplasmic reticulum membrane
Molecular function (GO): Glc3Man9GlcNAc2 oligosaccharide glucosidase activity
Source: RefSeq, a predicted model, not a curated record
AUGGCCAGAUUGAUCCAAUCGCUGGCGGCUGUGGCGGCAAUUCUUGCCACGGGAACAUCUGCCACGGGUGAUCUUUCGGUCCUGACCGGCGAGAUUGGGCGCCAAAACAACGAGAGUUUGUUUUGGGGUCCGUACAAGCCCAAUCUGUACUUUGGCGUCCGGCCUAGACUGCCACAGAGUUUGUGGACGGGAUUGAUGUGGGGGAGAAUCGAAGAGUACAACGAUGUCAAGGAUGGCCUGAGAUAUACUUGCGAACAAGGCGAAGAUAUUCACGGCUACGGAUGGGACGAGUAUGACGCACGGAGCGGUGGUAUACAAACCAUUCACGACAAGGGCAACAAGAUUGACAUUACCACAUCGUUUAGUAAAAUCCCUGGUGGAAGCAAUGGUGGCAGCUGGGCUGUCAGGAUCAAGGGGCAACUACAUGAGGAUGCGCCGGCGGACCACAAGACAGUCGUAUAUUACUACAUCGCACAAGAAGGGAAAGGCGAGCUCGCGGCCCAAGGUGAAGGUGACGAGCUCGGAUAUAAAGGCGAUACCACCUUCAUCGGAAACUCGGAGGCUUUGGGUGACUACAAGAUUGUUGUUACCGAAGGAAAUGGGAAAUAUCCUGCCGGGGACCAUGAGAUUUCCGCCUCUCGCCCCGGAGAUGUUACCUUGGUGCACAGCGCCGAGGUUUCAGAGGAUGCUAUUUGGCAGGCUGUGCCUUUGCUGUUCCAGCAGCUACAACCUGCAGCCAUGGCUGUACAGGAAGAGUAUGGCAUGGAGAAUCCACCGCCAGCGUGGCAGGUUUAUCGUAUGGCACAUCAGCCUGGAAAAGGCAACUCGCAUAUUCUCCAAAGAACGUACGAAGGCUCGUUUGAAUUUGACGUCAUUUUCUCAUCUGCGUCUGCUGGCAAGGAAUUGACCAAGGAGGAUGUCACAAACACUAUUGCAGCGACAUCUAGCGCCUUUGCGGAUCGAUUUUCGACCAUCUUUGAGCUCAAGACACCAUUCGACGGCGAACAGUAUCAGCAGUUUGGCAAGAGCAUGUUCUCCAACCUUCUUGGUGGUGUGGGAUACUUUCACGGAAAGCAGGUGAUUGAUCGAUCGUAUGCGCCAGAGUAUGAAGAGGAGAGUGAGGGCUUCUGGGAGGAAACUCGCCAGGCUAGAGAACGCCAAGCCCAGGCACUCGAAGGGCCGUAUGAGCUGUUCACAAGUGUUCCAUCUCGGCCCUUCUUCCCUCGAGGCUUUCUUUGGGAUGAAGGUUUUCAUCUUGCUCCUAUUGCCGAUUGGGAUAUGGACUUGACACUCGAGGUGAUUAAGAGCUGGUAUAACACGAUGGAUGAGGAUGGCUGGAUUCCUCGAGAGCAGAUUCUUGGGCCCGAGGCUCGCACCAAGGUUCCUGAAGAGUUUCAAGUUCAAUAUCCGCACUACGCCAAUCCACCUACGCUCUUCCUCGUGAUUGAGGAUUUCAUGGAGCGCCUCCGCAAGACCAACGGAACGCAGCCGUCGGGCAAAGAGAAGUUGGCGCAGGAAAGAAAAAACCCUCUGCACACGGCACAUUUGAACAAUAUGGAGCUUGGCGAGGACUAUCUCCGAAAGAUGUAUCCUUUGCUGAAGCGCCAGUACGACUGGUUCCGCAAAACGCAGCGCGGCGACCUCAAGGGCUACGACCGGGAGGCGUAUUCAUCAAAAGAGGGCUACAGGUGGCGAGGAAGAUCCGAGUCACACAUCUUGACAAGUGGUCUCGACGACUAUCCUCGGCCACAGCCGCCACACCCUGGUGAGCUGCAUGUCGACCUCAUGUCGUGGGUUGGCUUGAUGACGAAGUCGCUGAAGAAUAUUGCCGAGGCCCUAGAUAUGAAGGAAGAUGUGGCGGAGCUGGCCAAGACCCUGGAUGCUAUUGAACACAACCUCAACGACUUGCACUGGUCAGAAAAGGACGGAUGCUUUUGCGACGCCACAAUCGAUGAUUUUGAGGAGCACCAACUUGUCUGCCAUAAGGGUUACGUGUCACUGUUUCCUUUCAUGGUAGGACUGCUCAAGCCAAAUGACCCGAAGCUCGGCAAGAUUCUGGACCUGGUGGCCGAUGAGGAGCAACUCUGGAGUCCACACGGCAUCCGCAGCCUCAGCAAGCAGGACGAAUUUUACGGAACAGGCGAGAAUUACUGGCGCAGUCCGAUCUGGAUGCCCAUGAACUACAUGGUAGUGAAACAGCUGCAGAGCGUCGCAAAACAGGAGGGUCCGUACCGAAGCAAGGCACGGGACAUGUACAACAGACUCCGAAAGAACCUCGUGGACACGGUCUACAAGAGCUGGAAGGAGACGGGGUUCGCGUGGGAGCAGUACAACCCCGAAACGGGUGCCGGACAAAGGACUCAGCAUUUCACGGGGUGGACGAGUCUCGUGGUGAAGAUUAUGGCCAUGGAUGAUUUAAGCGAGCACGGCCGAGAUGAGCUGUAG